Molecule: messenger RNA, 1890 nt
Organism: Portunus trituberculatus (swimming crab)
Lineage: Eukaryota; Metazoa; Arthropoda; Malacostraca; Decapoda; Portunidae
Product: transcription factor aptf-1-like
Exons: 6
Coding region: 964-1641 (225 amino acids)
Biological process (GO): regulation of transcription by RNA polymerase II; regulation of cell population proliferation; anatomical structure development
Cellular component (GO): nucleus
Molecular function (GO): RNA polymerase II transcription regulatory region sequence-specific DNA binding; DNA-binding transcription factor activity, RNA polymerase II-specific
Source: RefSeq, a predicted model, not a curated record
UAGGAAAAUAUAGUGAUAAUAAUAACAGUGAUGAAAAUAAAGAAUAGUACUGAUAUUAAUAGUAACAAUAGUGAUAAUAAGCUGUAGAAUCGGCCUCUCUAUCUCAAAAAAAAAAAAAAAAUCAACAAGAAGAAUGAUAAUAAAAAUUAUAAUGAUGAUAGCAAUAGUGAUAACAACGGAAUCAGAACCUCCCCCUCUCUCGAAGAAGAAGAAAAAGAAGAAAAUAAUAAUAAUAACACGUGCGUUUGUUUACAUCCGCGCAACACCCAUCCUUGGCCAAGCUGUUUACCUGCCCUGGGCCCUUUAAACGACCCCAGCCGAGGAAAAUUAACAGUGAAUUGACUCAUAAGAGGGAACAGAAGUAGUGGUAGGUGUGCAGAAACUCCCUACUGUUUCAAAUUACCUUACAUUGUGGAAAAUAAGCGAUAAAUGAAGUAGAAAGGAAGAAAAAGUGACGGAGAUUAGGCUCCUAUUGUCACUUCUGAGAUUGUACACUAAUUCAAAAGGCUUUAUUUAAAUUGACACGAGUUUUUUUAUGUGCUUUUUAUGGAUGUAGAGGCAGAGUGACGAGAUUUCUACAUUAUGGACGGGAGAAAUACUUGAAAAAACUGCUAUAGUAAUAUUUGUGGCCAUUUUAAGUUAGAGAAAAAGAGAGAGAGCAUCCAAGAAAAGGUAGAGCUAACACAAAUAUCUUGAAAAAUCUACAAUAAUCAUCUCUGUGGUAUUUUUAAGUGAGAGAGAGAGAGAGAGACCAUCCAAGUGACAAGGUAGAGAACCCGCUAUAGUCAUCUCUGUGGCUCUUUUUGAUUAGAGAGAGAGAGAGAGCCAGCCAUCAUAAACAUCUUGAAAAUGCCGCUAAUCAUCUCUGUGGCCCUUUUUAGUUACAGAGAGAGAGAGAGAGAGGGGAUCCAAGUGACAAAGUAGAGAAAACACAAACAUCUGAGGGUGGGGAGUGUUCGGAGGAUGGCUGGCGUGGAGCACAACGAUGACAUACAUGAGGAGAUCCUGAGCUGCGAUGGCAUAGAGAACGAGGAGGAGAUCGUGCACAUCAUUCAGGACGACUCUAGGGUGGAGGAGAGCCAAGAAAAUGAAGAGGCAGCUAGCUCAGGUUUAGAGUUUUGGGUGCCGCCUCUCCUGGCCGUGGGGCGCGAGGGGCAAAGGCUGACGGUCACACAGGAGGAGCUGCAGAGAAGAGUGUCACCGCCUGAGUGCCUAAGCCAGACCAUGUUGCUGUCGCUUCUGAGGCUAAGUAAGGAGAAGGGAAGGGACCUGCGACUAACACUGGAGAAGAAUGGAAUCAAGAAACUCACUCCCAAAUCUGCCGUCAUCUCUUCCUUCACCAAGCUGACUGAGACGGAGGCAGCACAAUUAGCGGAGGACUAUUUCUACCUGGCAUCUCGUAACUUGCGGCUACGAGAGAUAAGCCGGGAGGUGGUGGGGGCUCGGGGCGGCUGGGAGCAGUUUGAGGGACAGGCUAACAUGAUAAAGGACGUACUGGAGCACAUAGUGAGGGAGGUGGAGAGCCGAGACACUCCCCUCACCCUCAUGACUCACGGCUUCUCCCCUCUCAUCCUACGGGCCGUGGUGGACAUCAUUAUUGAGAUCCUCACCUUCAAGGACACCAACCCUGCACCUUCAUAGCUUCUAUUUGGUGUUUACUUUAAGGGAAGGGAGAGCUGCCACACCUCCUCUUCCUCCGCCUCCUCCUCCUCCUCCUCCUCCUCCUCCUCCUCCUCCUCCUCCUCCUCCUCCUCCUCCUCCUCCUCCUCCUCCUCUCCUCCUUAAAAGAAAAACCCAAGAAAGAAAUAUGAAAAGAAAGAGAGAAGCAGUGAAAUUUAAGACACUAAUGCUAUGAAAAGAACUGAACUAAUGUGAGAUGGAAAAAAAAGU